Danio rerio (zebrafish) is the source of this 1179-nucleotide messenger RNA. Gene Ontology annotation, cellular component: mitochondrial membrane; mitochondrial inner membrane. The record is from RefSeq and is marked provisional. Gene Ontology annotation, biological process: cellular respiration. Gene Ontology annotation, molecular function: ubiquinone binding. NCBI's taxonomy places the organism in Eukaryota, Metazoa, Chordata, Actinopteri, Cypriniformes, Danionidae.
ACUACCAGCUGAGACACCGGUUAUUACACGCACGAACAACUAUCAUCACCCGGGGCCUUUUGGAAUAUUAUUUAGUGAUUAAUAGGUGAUUUUACAAGCACAAAUGGCAAAGAAGGCCACUUCGCUUUUCCUUCGGGCUAUGGAGAUAUCGGAGAAACAGUCGUUCGAUGUCAUGAGGAGAAACUCCAGUUGCACUAUCAGACAUUUGAGCUCCUGUGGCAUCUUAGAAACCCGGCGUGUGAGUUUACCACCUCCUCCUUCAGCAUCUUCCCAAAUGGUGCCCAGCCGAAGCUUCAUUAAUUUAACAGCGCCCCUCAUCAUGAGGAGAAUGGAGUAUUCAGAGAGCCGGAGCAUUAAUUACUCACCUGAGCAGAUGUAUGACGUUGUUGCCAAUGUGGAGCAGUACCAGCAGUUUGUGCCAUGGUGCAAGAAGUCAAAGGUCACGAGAGGCCGAAAUGGCGACAUGCGAGCUCAGCUUGAAAUCGGGUUCCCUCCAAUUGUGGAAAGAUACACCUCUGAGGUCACAGUCAUCCCCAACCACCAAGUCCGGGCGGUGUGUACAGACGGUUCUCUCUUCAAUCACCUCGAGACACUGUGGCGAUUCACUCCUGGAGCUGCAGGACAGUCUUGCAAUGUGGAGUUCUUUGUGACGUUUGAGUUCAAAUCUCUACUCCACUCGCAACUGGCUACAAUGUUUUUCGACGAGGUGGUCAAACAGAUGGUCAACGCUUUUGAGACGCGAGCAAAGAAACUGUACGGCACUGGCGUCCAUCGACAGCAGGCAUCACUCAGAAGAGCGAUCUGAGAACAAACAGAUCACACUUUACAAUGCAUCAGUUCUGGAGAAGAACACACACUCUUAUUUAAUCCAGUUUGUUGGAUUUUGGACUGCGCAUGCCAGCAUAGAUCUUGGCUGGACACGUUUGGAAAGCCUAUUUAUUUCAAAACCAUAUAAUAUAUAAUUUAUUGAGAUGUGCGAGUGUGUGUGUGUGUGAAUAAAUUAUAUAUCUGUGGAGUGAAAGAUGAAGAUGAUUGCAGUAGAAAGUGUUGUGGAAGGAUGCUUUUUCAUAUUUAUGAUUGUUCUGUUCACACGGUUGACCAAAGGGAGAAAAAAAAAUUCACCUCUAAAUUAUUAUUGAAUGCACUUUUUCCAGAGUUGUAAUAAAAAUGAUAUAUUUU